UUUUGACAGGUACCAGUAAUCCAGAUCACUUCAGUUGGGUUCAGUUCUCUCUUCUGACUACUCUCAACAGUCAAAUCUCGUGAAAAAACAAUGUUGUCAAAAAAAUUAACCUGUGGAACAUUUUUAACGGUUAUCGUUGUACUAGUGGCUAUUUACUUCAGAACUCAGGAUGAAGAGCUACAAAGUAGAUUGAGAGCUGUUCUUCAUGGGCUUGAAAGACUUGAAACAAAGCAUGGAAUGUCAGCGAGACCACGGGUUGCCAUAGGUUACGGCGCCUGCACUGAUAUAUUCAUAGACACAAAAUAUUUACUGCAUUAUUCUCCAAAAGUUGGAGAACCAAAGCACUUUGAUGAGAUUAGUACUGAGGAGGAGUUACUCAAGAGUUUCGCGUAUUACUUUAGACAUGGCGCAGCUGCCGAACGUUACAUGACUGAUGCGAAUUUAUUCGACGAGCUGGUGGAAAGGUCCAAGUCAUUUCCGUCCUCAUACUCAGCCAUUGGUGGUAAUGCCCCGGUGAUGGCAAUGAGGUUCAGCAAAGAGGGCUGUGACGUUUUGUUAGCUGCCAAAAUGACUCGAUCACUAAAGCUGAUGAUUCCUGAGGGAAUCCAGGUCGUUGGGGGUGAGGUAGAGCGCGAUGAUGUGCAUUUAAUUCUUGAAUACAAAUAUGGCGAGGUCUGGGGACCCUUUACGAGCUCACGGGCCAAUAGAUACAUUCUGCAUAAUGACGCGAAUAAUCCUAUGAUCAGUUCCCUUGAAGAUUUCGAUGAACUUUUACCGGAGUUCCGACCAGACCUGUUCGUUGUCAGUGGACUGCAAAUGAUGGAUAAUUAUCCGUUCGAAAAGGACGUUCGCUCUCAAAGACUGAAUAAGAUAAAACACCAAAUGAUAAAGCAACUCCCAUCCACAAAAGUACACUUCGAGAUGGCCUCAUUUGUCGAGAAGAGUUUGAUGGUAGAACUACAAGACGUGGUGAUCCCUUAUGUCGAUAGUUUAGGAAUGAAUGAACAAGAGGUUGCCAAUUUGUACAACUCCAUGUACUAUGGAAAUGUUUCACUCGUGGCUGACUCAACUCCCAGGGUUGCCACAAUCCUCGACUACAUGAGGGUUUUGUUUAAAUUAAUAAGGCAAAGGGGAGAAGUGAUUGCAAAUUCUAGAAUACUGACUAGGAUUCAUGUGCACACGUUAGCUUAUCAGGCUAUUUUGACGGUGAAGAAAUCAGCCUGGAAGAAUACUAUGGCUGCUGCUGCUAAGGCUUCCCUCGUGGCUCAUCGUCACGUGUGCGGAACUAGUACUAUUGACGUCGCCAAAGCGACUUUGAUAAUGGACGACAGUUUCUCCACCUCGAAAGUAUCGGGCACGAGAAUACCAAUGAACACCGAGAAACCAGUUUCAUGCUGGGACGAAGUCAUAAAAAUAAGCAAUCGUGAUGUUGCAGUUGAACUGUGUGUAGCACCGGUUCUAGUAUGUACUGAAGCUAGUCAAACCGCUGGAGGUGGCGACAACAUCUCCAGCGCUGGACUGGUUCUGCAGAUUUGAAGUCGAAUACUCGGGAAAAGAGAACCAUGAUUUUUGAUAUGUAUUAUGACACGUCAAUUUGAAUAAUGUUCCCGUAUUUAGUUAAGUCUAUUGACAUUGUUUCCAAUUGUUAUUAUAUUAAUCUUGCAUUCCUACGUCACCAAAAUCUCACGAAAGAAUUAAGUAGUGAAUCAUUCCAGCGAAAAUUUUUUGUAAAAAAUUCAAUUCCAUAUUGCUCGAUCUUGAUACGUAGCUUUUAUCAGUUUGAAGAAGUGUGUUUGUGCCAUAGAGUUCGUGUUCUCAUGAUAUUUAAGGGAAAUUUUUUUAUCGAAUACUGAAUCAAUCGAAGAUUAAACGAACUUGCAUUGUGAUAUAAAAUAAGGAAACAAAUUUAAUUGAACGAAUAAAUGCUGCACAAUUAUGUGGCAAUGCUGCCUAAAACCACUGCAAUAUAGCUGAUAAUCAAGUCAUUCCGGUAUUAAAUUCCUGUUUUUUUUUUCGAAUAACAUAAACCAAGAUAGAGUGAAGAAUGUUGGACGCCGUUUCAUUUAACUGCAAACGAUAAAAAAUACAAAGCCAUUUAUUGAUGUUAUCUUCCGAGGCAAAAAAAAAACAUUUUCAAUAUUUCCAAAACAUGAAAUCCCCACUUUUAAAGGGAAAUUCAUGCAUUUAACCUGAUGACCUAAUCAAAGAAACGAACUUGCCUAGAAAUUAACGAAUGUUGUACAGCAACAUUUUGUAACACGAUCGAACAGAAAAAAUGGACCUUCAAUAAAACAGUAUACAACCAUUA
Molecule: messenger RNA, 2308 nt
Organism: Diachasmimorpha longicaudata
Lineage: Eukaryota; Metazoa; Arthropoda; Insecta; Hymenoptera; Braconidae
Product: ADP-dependent glucokinase
Exons: 4
Coding region: 91-1536 (481 amino acids)
Biological process (GO): glucose metabolic process
Cellular component (GO): endoplasmic reticulum
Molecular function (GO): ADP-specific glucokinase activity
Source: RefSeq, a predicted model, not a curated record